Messenger RNA from Olea europaea var. sylvestris, 936 nucleotides. RefSeq lists its product as uncharacterized. The record is from RefSeq and is a predicted model, not a curated record. Gene Ontology annotation, molecular function: DNA helicase activity. Gene Ontology annotation, biological process: telomere maintenance; DNA repair. The coding region runs from base 1 to 936 and encodes 311 amino acids. Lineage: Eukaryota; Viridiplantae; Streptophyta; Magnoliopsida; Lamiales; Oleaceae. The transcript is spliced from 3 exons.
AUGAAAAGACACAAAUUUUACUUUAUAAGGAUUUUCCUACAUACUUUGCAUGGAAUAUAUAUUUUCGAGUUUGGAGUCCGAGAAAAAAAGCAAAAUGUUAUUGGUAAAAUAGUUUCUACUAAUCCAUCUGAGGGCGAGAGAUACUUUCUAAGAGUUUUAUUGAAUCAUGUUAAAGGGCCUAAGUCUUUUCAAGAUUUAAGAACAGUUAAUAACAUUGUUGUGCUUACUUAUCGCGAAACUGCAUUUUUACAUGAUCUAAUAGGAGGUAGUGGAAAAACUUUUCUGUACAAGGCAUUACUUGCUGCAGUACGAUCUCGACAACUUAUUGCAUUAGCAACAGCGUCAUCGGGAGUGGUCGCUUCUUCAUUGCCGGCUGGGCGAACUGGUCAUUCACGUUUUAAAAUCUCACUUCAAGCAAGUUCUGAUAUGCGAUGUUCAGUAAGUAAACAAUCAUCACUUGAUCAACUUUUACAAAUGACAAAGCUAAUUAUGUGGGAUGAAGCACCGAUGAUUAAUAGAUGUGCUUUUGAAGUUUUGGAUAAAAUGUUAAAAGAUAUUAUUGAAUGUGAAUUGCUAUUUGGGGUAAAGGUUGUUGUGUUCGGAGGAGAUUUUCGACAAGUGUUGCCAGUAGUACAAAGAGGAACAAAAGAUGACAUCAUGAAGGCCAAAAGAGAACAUACAUAUCACAUGAUUAAACUUCCUUCAGAUAUAAUAAUAGAUUUUGAGAGUAAAUUUGAAUCAUUGAAAAAACUAAUUGCUAUUGUAUUUCCUAAUUUUCACACAUAUGGUGACAAUUUGAAUACUAUGAUGAACAGAGUUAUUUUGACUUCAAAAAAUGAACAUGUAGAUGUAAUAAAUAAUAUGUUAGUUAAAGAAAUUCCAGAAGAGAUAUUUACAAAUUUUAGUUUUGAUGAAGUAAUUGAUAAAACAGAAUGA